UCCCGGCCCCGGGUCGGCGUCCGUCCGCCCGGCCCCCGCUUCGGCCCGGCGCCCCCGAGCCGCGGCCCCCUCCCAGCGCAGGGGACGGUGGCCGCGGCCGGGCGGGCGCGGCGCGGGGGCAGGGCGGGCGUAUUCAAUGGAAGUAUGCUACCAGCUGCCGGUGCUGCCCCUGGACAGGCCGGUCCCCCAGCACGUCCUCAGCCGCCGAGGGGCCAUCAGCUUCAGCUCCAGCUCCGCGCUCUUCGGCUGCCCUAAUCCCCGGCAGCUCUCGCAGAGGCGAGGAGCUAUUUCCUAUGACAGUUCUGACCAGACGGCAUUGUACAUUCGUAUGCUAGGAGAUGUACGUGUAAGGAGUCGAGCAGGAUUUGAAUCAGAAAGAAGAGGUUCUCAUCCAUAUAUUGAUUUUCGUAUUUUUCACUCUCAAUCUGAAAUUGAAGUUUCUGUCUCUGCAAGGAAUAUCAGAAGGUUACUAAGUUUCCAGCGAUAUCUUAGAUCUUCACGUUUUUUUCGUGGUACUACCAUUUCAAAUUCUCUGAACAUUUUAGAUGAUGAUUAUAAUGGACAAGCCAAGUGUAUGCUGGAAAAAGUUGGAAAUUGGAAUUUUGAUAUCUUUCUAUUUGAUAGACUAACAAAUGGAAAUAGUCUAGUAAGUUUAACCUUUCAUUUAUUUAGUCUUCAUGGAUUAAUUGAGUACUUCCAUUUAGAUAUGAUGAAACUUCGUAGAUUUUUAGUUCUGAUUCAAGAGGAUUACCACAGUCAGAACCCUUACCACAAUGCAGUCCAUGCUGCAGACGUCACUCAGGCCAUGCACUGUUACUUAAAAGAACCGAAGCUUGCCAGUUCUGUAACUCCUUGGGAUAUCUUGCUGAGCUUAAUUGCAGCUGCCACUCAUGAUCUGGAUCACCCAGGUGUUAAUCAGCCUUUUCUUAUUAAAACUAACCAUUACUUGGCAACUUUAUACAAGAAUACCUCAGUAUUGGAAAAUCACCACUGGAGAUCUGCAGUGGGGCUGUUGAGAGAGUCCGGUUUAUUUUCACACAUGCCUUUGGAACACAGGCAGCAGAUGGAGGCCCAGAUAGGUGCUCUGAUACUCGCCACAGAUAUCAGCCGCCAAAACGAGUAUCUGUCACUGUUUAGAUCCCAUUUGGAUAGAGGGGACUUAUGUCUAGAAGAUGCCAGUCACCGGCACUUAGUUUUACAGAUGGCAUUGAAAUGUGCUGAUAUUUGUAACCCAUGUCGGACCUGGGAACUGAGCAAGCAGUGGAGUGAAAAAGUAACAGAAGAAUUCUUCCAUCAAGGAGAUAUAGAAAAAAAGUAUCACUUGGGUGUGAGUCCAUUUUGUGAUCGUCAGACUGAAUCCAUUGCCAACAUCCAGAUUGGUUUUAUGACUUACCUAGUGGAGCCUUUAUUUACAGAAUGGGCCAGGUUUUCAAAUUCCAGGCUGUCCCAGACGAUGCUUGGCCAUGUGGGGCUGAAUAAAGCCGGCUGGAAGGGAAUGCAGCGAGAACAGUCCAGCGGCGAGGACACCGAUGCUGCGUUCGAGGCGUUGAACUCACAGUUAUUACCUCAGGAAAACCGGCUAUCAUGACCCCCAACACCAGGGGGGCCACACUGCCUCUUGGAGGGUUUUAGAAAUGUGAAAUGGGGUCUUGAGGUGGGAGAACUUACUCUUGACUGCCAAGGUUUCCAGGUGAAUGAUGCCAGCAUUAUUUAUUUCCAAGAUUUCCUCCAUUGGAUCAUUUGAACCCACUUUUUAAUUAUAAGACCUGAACACAUAGCAAUAUGCAUUUGGCUUUUGGGUGAAACUUUGAAUAUGCAAAGCCCAGCAGGAGUGAAUCCAAAAGGAGUACCAGAGGAAGUUUUUUGGUGUGCCGCGUGUGUUUUUCAAAGCAAACUAGAAUUUAUUCUUUAAACUGGGAAACUUGAACUGAAUCUAUCAUCAGAGCCCUCUUGGAAUUUAACCAGUCUGAUGUAUCCGUACCUUCCACUAAGUUCUCUCUGAGAAAACGGAAAUGUGAAGUGCCCAGCCUCUGCUGCCUCUGGCAAGACUCAAUGUUUACAAAUCAACUCUGAAAAUAUUGGUUCUAAAUUUGCCUUGGAGCAUGAUUGUGAAGGAACCACUAAAAUUUUUUAAAGAUCAAACCUUAGACUGCAGCUCUUUCCCCCUGGUUUGCCUUUUUUCUUCUUUGGAUGCCACCAAAGCCUCCCAAUUGCUAUAGUUUUAUUUUGUGCACUGGAGACUGAGCAUUCGUUUAUCAUAGAGUUACCGCCAAGCUUUCACUCCAGUGCUGUUUGGCAACGCAAUUUUUUUAACCUCUUAUUUUUUAAUUUAGGGUGGGAGGGGAAGAACACCAGUGUCCUAGCUGUAUUAUGAUUCUGCAGUGAAGACAUUGCAUGUUGUUUUCACUACUGUACACUUGACCUGCACAUGCAAGAAAAAGGUGGAAUGUUUAAAACACCAUAAUCAGCUCAGGGUAUUUGCCAGUCUGAAAUAAAGUGGGAUGGGGAAGUGCGUCCUUCAGAUCAAGGGUACGAAAGUCCCUUUCGCUGCAGUGAGUGAGAGGUGUGUUUGUGUGCAUGUCUGUGCAUGUAUGGCUGUGCAUGUGUUAUAUUUAUCCAUGUGGGAAAGGAUAUGAAAUGUAAGCUUUUAUUUAUUAUUGUAGAAUGUGACCUAAUGGGCAGCCACACUUGGGGGAGGGGAAGGUAGGUAAGCUGUAAUAGAUUGCUCCAGUUGCCUUAAACUAUGCACAAAGCUAAGUGACCAAACUUCUUGUUUUGAUUUGAAAAAAGUGCAUUGUUUUCUUGUCCCUCCCUUUGAUGAAACGUUACCCUUUGAUGGGCCUUUUGAUGUGAACAGAUGUUUUCUAGGCAAAAUUUAAGGACUAAUUUUAAACUGAAAACAUUCCACUUUUGUAAUUUGUUUUAAAUUGUUUUAUGUAUAGUAAGCACAACUGUAAUCUAGUUUUAAGAGAAACCGGUGCUUUCUUUUAGUUCAUUUGUAUUUCCCUUGUUACUGUAAAAGACUGUUUAUUAAUUAUGUUUACAGUUUGUUGCAACAGCCAUUUUCUUGGGAGAAAGCUUGAGUGUAAAGCCAUUUGUAAAAGGCUUUGCCAUACUCAUUUUAAUAUGUGCCUGUUGCUGUUAACUUUUGAUGAAUAAAAACCUAUCUUUUCA
Choloepus didactylus (southern two-toed sloth) is the source of this 3174-nucleotide messenger RNA. RefSeq names its product phosphodiesterase 7A (gene PDE7A). Bases 137 to 1588 code for a protein of 483 amino acids. Gene Ontology annotation, molecular function: 3',5'-cyclic-AMP phosphodiesterase activity. The transcript has 13 exons. NCBI's taxonomy places the organism in Eukaryota, Metazoa, Chordata, Mammalia, Pilosa, Megalonychidae. The record is from RefSeq and is a predicted model, not a curated record.